Messenger RNA from Striga hermonthica, 1356 nucleotides. NCBI's taxonomy places the organism in Eukaryota, Viridiplantae, Streptophyta, Magnoliopsida, Lamiales, Orobanchaceae. The record is from the annotation of a GenBank genome assembly.
AUGGCUGCCAACUCCUUCACCUCAGUCCUCCACCCCCUAACCCAAACCUUCAAACACCAGACCUUAAUAAAACCACAGAAGAGAUUAGUUUCCAAACCAGCCACCACCGUUAAUAUCACCACUUCCAAAUUACGGGUCGCGGUCAUUGGCGGAGGCCCAGCAGGGUCCUCCGCUGCCAAAUCUCUUGCCUCUGGCGGCAUCGAGACAUACAUAUUCGAGCGCAGCCCAGAAGCUGCCAAGCCGUGUGGUGGGGCUAUCCCUCUUUGCAUGCUCGACGAAUUCUCGAUCCCCACCCACCUCAUUGACCGCAAGGUCACCCAGAUGAAGAUCAUCUCACCUUCGAACCUCACGGUCGAUUUCGGCAAAACGCUCAAGCCCCACGAGUUCAUCUCCAUGGUCCGCCGCGAAGUGCUCGAUGACUUCCUCCGGGCCCGGGCCGAGGAGUGUGGGGCCAUCCUGAUUAAAGCCCUUGUCAAGAACAUCGAAAUCCCUAUAUCUGAAAUAUCCCCUUAUAUAAUCCACUAUAUUUCUAACAAUACUCACAAAUCCCUAGCCGUAGAUGUUGUGAUAGGCGCAGAUGGAGCAAACAGCAAGGUGGCUAAGUCGAUAAAGGCAGGAAACUACAACUGCGCAAUUGCUUUUCAAGAAAGGAUUAAGCUUCCGGAGGACAAAAUGAAGUACUACGAGAAUCUGGCGGAGAUGUACGUGGGGGACGACGUCUCUCCCGACUUCUACGGGUGGGUUUUCCCCAAAUGCGACCACGUAGCUGUUGGGACGGGCACAGUCCGGUCAAGGCAAAACAUCAAACACCUUCAAGGCGCCAUCCGGAAUCGAGUCAGAUGCAAAAUUGACGGCGGCGAGAUUAUCAAGGUCGAAGCUCACCCGAUCCCAGAGCACCCCAGGCCGACCAGGGUCCGGGGAAGGGUGGCUCUGGUCGGAGACGCCGCUGGAUAUGUGACCAAGUGCUCCGGCGAAGGCAUAUACUUCGCAGCCAAAAGCGGGAGGAUGUGUGGGGAGGGGAUCGUUCGGGCGUCGGAGAACGGCGUCAAGAUGAUAGGAGAGAUGGAUCUGAGGAGGGAAUACUUGAGGAGGUGGGACGACGAGUACUUGGAGACGUUCAAGUUCCUGGACGUGCUGCAGAGGGUGUUCUACGGGAGCAACGCCGGAAGAGAGGCGCUGGUGGAGCUGUGCGGCAAGGAGUACGUGCAGAGGAUGACGUUCGAGAGCUAUCUGUACAAGAGGCUGGCGAAGGGGACACCGGUGGAAGAUUUGAGGAUGGCGGUGGACACCAUCGGCAGCUUCAUUCGGUGUAGCCUAUUGGGGAGUGAGAGAAGAAGGCGACUUUUGGAAUUGUAG